UGAUGGACACUGAAAAUUAUUUUCAUAAUGAGCAUUAAUAAGGGAAACGAUUCUCUAAAUCACCCCAAAAUAUCUCCUUUCUUGUCUCAGCUCCUUCCUUACACUGCAACUUCUACAUUUCUUGAAGGAAAGCUAUUUCUGCAAACUCUCCAUUGCUUGAGGGGAUUGUGACGGCUGCUGCAAUUACUAGUAAAUAUAAUCUGCAAUUAAGUACGGAUUUAUCCUUCAUACUAUCUUCAAGAGAAUUCUACUUUUCAGCAUCCCAAAGUAGGGUUUUUGUGAUUAUCAAAGAUGAGGUUUGCAAAGCAGAAACGUCACAGGAAAACUAUAAAGCGUUUCUGUGCUUGUUUUGGUUUUAGGGAACCUUUUAAAGUACUUUGUGAUGGUACAUUUGUUCAUCAUCUUGUUGCUAAUCAUCUCGCCGAUACUACUGUCUCUAAUACCCUUGGUGCUCCUGUUCAACUCUUCACUACCAGAUGUGUUAUUGAAGAGUUAAAGUCUUUGGGAAGCUCACAUGCCAAGUCGUUUCGUGCUUCUUGCAGAGAUUACAAGCUUGCUAGAUGUGAUCAUGAAGAGAAGGAAAGUGCUUUGAAUUGCAUAAUCAAGAUUAUAGGAGAUAAUAACCCUGACCACUUUUUUGUUGCUACUCAAGACAUUGAUUUGCGGGAGAAAUGUCGUAAGAUACCUGGAGUCCCAGUGCUUUAUGGCUUGCGCAAUGCUCUGUUUCUUGAGAAACUAUCAAAGUUCCAGGAUGAAUAUCUAAAGGCCGCUGAAGAUGAAAGGUCACGAAUGACUGAUUCAGAAUUCAAGUUGUUACACAAGAGAUUGAAAAAUACCCAUGGAUUAAAGGACUUGUCUACAGCUAAAAAUGGAUCAGAUGAUGAAGAUUUACUGUUGCAGAGUCCUGUAAACCGACCGCUUAGGAAGAUGGAUACAAAGGACACAGUUCAAUUUAAAAGGAAAAAAGCAAAGGGCCCGAACCCCUUGUCUUGUAAGAAGAAGAAAAGUACUAGCAACUCGGGUCCUAAUGUGAGGAAGACUGAUGAGACCGGUAAUGAUGCGAAAAGAAGCAGGUCUCGAAAGAGAAAGAGAACUCAUACGGCCAAAACAUCUAAUGAUGGAGCUACUAAUUAACCACCCAAUCACAAAUUGAACCUAUGGUUUUAUUGCUUCAUAUAGGUCAUAUGGUUCUGCCUUUUUGUUGUAAUGAAGAUUACUUUUUGUUCUUUCCAAUUUUGGGGAUUGAAUAGUGUAGUUGCGGAAGAUGUCAUUUUUGUUGGCACUUGACAAGGCAAACUUUUUUGGUAGCAUGUUGAGAAACUAUUGCUUAAAGCAUUCCAUUUUUCUAGAA
Amaranthus tricolor (Joseph's coat) is the source of this 1351-nucleotide messenger RNA. RefSeq lists its product as uncharacterized. The transcript has 8 exons. Gene Ontology annotation, molecular function: small ribosomal subunit rRNA binding. The record is from RefSeq and is a predicted model, not a curated record. Gene Ontology annotation, cellular component: small-subunit processome; nucleolus. Bases 292 to 1134 code for a protein of 280 amino acids. NCBI's taxonomy places the organism in Eukaryota, Viridiplantae, Streptophyta, Magnoliopsida, Caryophyllales, Amaranthaceae.